This is a messenger RNA of Oryzias melastigma (Indian medaka), 1556 nucleotides long. Its product is annotated as syntaxin-12. The transcript has 10 exons. Gene Ontology annotation, cellular component: postsynaptic recycling endosome; endomembrane system; synaptic vesicle. The coding region runs from base 191 to 994 and encodes 267 amino acids. The record is from RefSeq and is a predicted model, not a curated record. Gene Ontology annotation, biological process: vesicle-mediated transport; vesicle fusion; intracellular protein transport. Gene Ontology annotation, molecular function: SNARE binding; SNAP receptor activity. NCBI's taxonomy places the organism in Eukaryota, Metazoa, Chordata, Actinopteri, Beloniformes, Adrianichthyidae.
CCGGGCACACUGCUGCGUCCUGAUUGGCGGAUUGGUUUCCACUGCGUGACCUGAUUGGUUGUCAGAGGAAGUAGGGCUCGGUGAUCUCAGCUCAAUCCGGAACUAGACCUGGUCGAAGGGCGAGAAUUUGUUUCUUCAGCUGAAUUAUAUUUUUAGCUCAACAACAAAGCUAAGCCUUCUUUCCUCAAACAUGUCUUACGGCAAAGCGGAGUUCCGCCCAGUCCCGAGGGACUUUGGCUCCCUCAUUCAGACAUGCAGCUCCAACAUCCAGAAGAUCACACAGAACACUGCACAGAUAAAGUCGAUGGUGAAUCAGCAAGGGACGAGCCAGGACUCCAGUGAACUCCAGGAUCGUCUGCAGCAGAUCCAGCACUACACUAACCAGCUCGCUAAGGAAACCAACAAACACCUUAAAGAGCUCGGCUCCAUCCCUGCACCUCUGUCCCCCUCUGAACAAAGGCAGCAGAAGAUUCAGAGAGACCGGCUCAUGAAUGAUUUCUCAGCGGCGCUCAACAACUUCCAGGCGGUUCAGCGACGCGCAGCAGAGAAAGAGCGAGAGUCCAUAGCCAGAGCAAGAGCUGGAUCCCGCCUCUCAAAUGAAGAUGGUUUUCGAGAUGAAAAGCUUGUCUCUUUUGAUAACCAGGAGGACUUGGGUCAGAUGACGAUCCAAACUGAAGAUGUUGCCAUCACAGAGGAGGACCUGGAGCUGAUCAGAGAAAGAGAAACCAACAUCAGACAGCUGGAGUCCGACAUCAUGGAUGUAAACCAGAUCUUUAAGGACUUGGCGGUAAUGAUUCAUGACCAAGGAGAGAUGAUUGAUAGCAUAGAAGCUAAUGUGGAGAACGCUGAGGUUCACGUCGAGCGAGGAAGGGAUCAGCUACAGAGGGCGGCACACUAUCAGCAAAAGUCUCGAAAGAAGAUGUGCAUCUUUGCUCUGAUCUGCUCCGUCAUACUCGUCGUCCUCGCCCUCCUCAUCUGGUGGGCGUCCAAGUGAGCUGAAGUCACACGUUCGGUGGUCCAACACUCCAUUUUACCCCCGCCCCCUCCCACCUUUAUAGCACUCGAUUGGAACUGCAAGAGGAAAAAGAUGAAAACCGUCAGGAGAUCAGGAGAGAGGGGGUUGUGCCACAGUCAAUGUGAACAUUUCAUCUGAAAGGAUCCGGUCUGUUUAUUUGUAAAGUAGUUGAAGAAUUUAUUUCGUCUGUGAUUGAAGAGGUAACAGACAACACAAUACUGUCUAAUUUAUGAAACUCCUUAAAUGUACUGACUCCUCCCUUAUCUUAUUUACCACACUAAUGCUAAUUACUAAUGUAUUUUUAAUGAAAUAAUGCAUUUUGUUUAGGUGAUUUCUGUUUUGUUUCUGCUGUUUUAAGAACGCUUCAUUCUCUCAUUGUAACAGAAUCUUAUAGCAGUUGGUUGUACAUGUUGUAAAUGAUAAACAUCUGAACAAUCCAUGUCUGUUUCCAGCACUGAACUAAAAGGCUGUUUUCAUACACGGUGUAUAAAAUUCAUUUCUGUGACUCCUUACAGUAUGCACAAUAAACAUCAUAAGCGCU